Messenger RNA from Lymnaea stagnalis (great pond snail), 1035 nucleotides. The record is from the annotation of a GenBank genome assembly. Lineage: Eukaryota; Metazoa; Mollusca; Gastropoda; Lymnaeidae.
AUGGAGUCAUUAGAAAAUACCCAAAAGCUCAGCGGAUACCAGGGCAAUAGUAACGUCACGUCUUCUCAUACAAGUUCUCCGCUGGCCACUGCCGCUGGUCUGCUGAGUGACCACGCGACGCAGAUUUUCUUCAUCGUCAACUACGUGGUGUUGAGCACGGUGAUUAGUUUGGUGGGCAUCGUUGCCAACAGCCUCAACAUCUGCGUGCUGGUCAGGCAGGGCUUCAGCAACUCCAUGAACAUCAGCUUCAUGGGGAUGGCCGUCUCGGACAUGGCGAGUCUGGUCACGCUUCUCUGGCUGAACGUCUGUCUGUGUCCCUUUCUGGACGGCGUGUUCAACGAGAUCCACUACCUGUUCGGCGCCUGGCUCCACGGCUGCGCCGCCCGUAUCACCGGGUGGAUCACGGUGUACAUCACCAUAGAACGUUACCUGUCCAUAGCUCGACCGCUGCGUGUCAAACAAAUGGUCACUCCUCGGAGGACUGCCUUGACGGUCGCGGGGAUCUACGCGGUCAAUCUUUUCACUCUCGUACCGGAAGUCUUGACAGUUUAUCUGGACUGGAACAUGUUCUCCGGUCCCACUCUCCACGCGAUGCACAACCUGGGGAGCAGUGUCGGCAGCCUGACCGUGGAAGGUUUGGUUUUUGCCGUCCACGCGGCAUUGACGAUGCUGGCGUUUGUCGCACUGGCCAUUUUCACCAUUGUCCUCGUCAUAAAACUCAAAGAAAAUGCCACCUGGCGUAAAAAAGUGACGUCCGACAGGAAUCAGACCGAGUCCAUUUCGGCGCGGGACAGAAAAGUUGUCAAGCUGAUCAUCACUGUGGCAACGCUGUUGAUUGUCUGCUACGUCCCGACCGUGACCUUGUCCAUCGUGUCGUGCAGCGUGCCGGCGUUCAGUCUCAUAGGGAAAGAGUCGAACAUUUUCUACGUGGCGUGGUCGUUCGCUUUCAUCACCCACUCCAUCAACUCUAGCGUCAUCGUCGUGCUGUACGUCAAGAUGAGCUCUAGGUACAGGCAGACGUUCAGCAUCAUGUUU